Molecule: messenger RNA, 3738 nt
Organism: Penicillium maclennaniae
Lineage: Eukaryota; Fungi; Ascomycota; Eurotiomycetes; Eurotiales; Aspergillaceae
Exons: 14
Coding region: 1-3738 (1245 amino acids)
Biological process (GO): lipid metabolic process
Cellular component (GO): Golgi trans cisterna; membrane; Golgi medial cisterna
Molecular function (GO): phosphoric diester hydrolase activity
Source: RefSeq, a predicted model, not a curated record
AUGGGGGCCUCGGAGUCAAAGCUUGUUUUCAAGCAGGGCAUCUUCCGCCUCUCCGAGGAGAAGGAGAUCCCCGCUGACGACCCGUACUGGACACGAUUCUGGGAAUUACCUGAAUCCUCCGAGGACAUCUUCAGCUUGUUCACGCCAGCCGACAUCCGACGAACGCGCGACCAUGCCUUCUCCAACUUUGAAACGCUGUUACUGUCCGUCUCUUCGCGACUGGUAGUACUUAAGAACCACCCGUCAUUCCCAGAUCCAGACCUAGCUCCCGAGCGGGACGUUCUGAACUGCAUUCGCAUCCUUACCCGACUGCUGCCCUUUGUCUACGAAGCCGAACAUCUUGAGGACUGGGAAGAGAAGUUCUUCUGGGCCAGUCGCAGGAAGAAGACCAGACAGGCGCAGAUCGCUGGCGAAAUUCUCUUUGAUGAAGCACAGUUGGAGAGCCCGCAGGGCGAGUCGCCUCGAGGGGAGGAGUACGAGGAUGUGAAGCCUCUUGGUGAAGAGCUGAUUGACACUCUGCUCGAUCUACUCUUCUUCGCCGACUUCACUAUUCCAAUACUCCCUACUGCGAAGAGUAAAAUCUCGUACUCGAUCUGGCAAAGUGGUGUUGGUUGCAACACGGCAAUGGGAUCGAACAAGACGUUGGAAAGCAACCGCUGUGAGAUUGUACGCUUGCUUUUGACGAUGACAGGCAAGGCAAUGUACAUGCCAUCAAACACUCUUCCCGUGCAAGGUGUCCGGGCUAUUACGUAUAUCACCACUUGCCAGGACAAGCAGGCCGUCUUGACGCUUCUAUGCUCUCUCCUCAAUACGGCUAUGAAAUAUAACCCUGCCACUUGGAGGGUGCCAUACGACCAUGUUGUUUGGAAGGAUCCGAAACAGAUCCUAGUGAUAUACUGCUUGCAGCUUCUCCUCGUUCUUCUGAUGUAUCCCAUUCCUGAGGAUGGUCGUGGAGCUCCGCCAAAGAACUAUUACCGCCAUUACUUUGGAAGGCUUCAUCGGCCCCAGGAUUUCCAAUUCCUCAUGGAUGGCAUGACAAGGAUCUUAAACCAACCUAUGCAAGCCACGACCUCCUAUCUCCCUGGAAGUCAGAGAUCGGUAAAAUGGGCACCUGAGAUCCUGAUGCUCUUCUGGGAGACGUUGCAAUGCAACAGGCGCUUCCGAUCAUUUAUCAUUGAUUCUAACCGCUCGCACGAUUUUGUGAUUCUUUGCGUUUUCUACGCGAUGGAGUACAGAAUGGACCCGACAAAGCAGGGUGUGGUUCGGAUGUGCGUUUUCAUCCUCCAGACCAUGAGUGCAGAGCCCACCUUUGGCAAGAGUCUCAACAUGGCUUUUGAGGCCCAGGAAACUUUACCUCAAUCGAUACGACUACUGAAGUUCCGGGGCUCGUAUGCCGACUAUCUGAUAAUGUCGGUUCACAAUCUCAUGGCUACCAGCAAGGGACAUCUUGAUACCGUCUACCCCGCUCUUCUUAUUAUCCUCAACAACAUCGCGCCCUACAUCAAACACAUCUCUCCGAGCGCCUGUUCCAAAAUCAUCCAACUCUUCUCCUCUAUGUCUGCGCCUAGCUUCUUGCUGGCAAACGAGACAAAUCAUACGCUUCUUGCAUCGCUGCUCGACUUUGUCAACACAAUUCUCGAGCAAAACUUCACUGAAAACCCGUACCUUGUUUAUGCGAUCUUAAAGUAUAAGCAGCGAUUCGAAGCCGUCCGGGCGUUUACUCUAGAGAGUGGCCAGCAGGAGAUUGAACGUCAGAAAGAGAAAUGCAAGGCAGGUGACAUGCCAGGAGACAUCAUCACCAGUCCGACACUUUCGCACUCGGAAGAGGAUCUUCAUGCGCCCUCGGGCGCCCGCUCGCCUUUGACCCGCAUUCCCGAGGAAAACAGCGCAUUUGCGAUUGGCGACGACGAUUCCGAUGAUGAGGAGGGAACUGAUGGACAGGAAACUCCAUCUCAGUCUUCUCCGUCGGGUCAAACCUCUCGCCGGCCAUCUGUUGUGUCGGCGGCUGAUGAGAGCAUCUCCCAGGCCCGGGUAAUGUCUGAGAAGGCGCGUGGCAAGAUGCCUGCUGGGAGACCGUCUUUCUCGCGCCAGAAUAGCAUGACCAGUCAGACCAGCAUGUCUGCUUUGUUCAUGUCGUCGUCUACUGGCUUUACGCCAACAGUUGCUUGGCUUGAAUCCUGGCUUCCGGAGCUACCUCUGCAUACGAUUCUCACCAUCAUCGCCGCUAUCGCCCCCCAUAUCCCCGAAGCAGCGCUUCUGGCCACGUCUAGUCCCGAGGCUCGCACUCUGAUCAACAACCUUCCAUCGUUUUCGGAGGAGCCCCAGAUCAAGAGCAUCACAUCAGAACCAACCCCGAUCCGUGCCCAUUCCUUUGAAUGGUCUGCACUAUCUAUGGGUUGGUACGAGUCGCUUCUUUGGGGGUUUGUCUUUUCUAGCGAGAUGAUUGUUGGCUCCGCUGCGGGUGCAACACCAGGCACAGUUGGUGUUUGGAAUGGGACCAACAUCCGACUCUUUAGGGUGCAGGAAGCCGCAGCUCAAGGUCCCUCUUUGUUGGCCCCUAAGGGCGCCGUAGACGCAGUGGGUAGUAAUCUGGUCCAGCGUAUUGGCAACCUCAGUCUUCGAGGUCGCAACUCGAUUUCGCAGGAGGGUGGACAAUCCCCGAGCAAUUAUCGUAGGCAAAGAUCGGCGAUUUGUAUCAGGGCCUUGGAACACGUGCGAGCCGCGUUCCGCCUCAACCUGCUUUCAAAUGUUGUCAACUUCACCCCUUCACACCUGAACCGCGAACUCGCUAUGGUAUCUGCGCUCGUACUGUUUACGGCCGUGGUCAUGGCUCUUUCCGGCCCGGACCCGGUCGGCGCGAUCACUUCCAGCCUGCAGAGCAUCCUCAAGAAUACCCACGGAAGCAAAGCAUAUGAGUAUCCCACAGACAUAACAAGGGAUUUAUAUCCGAUUCCUGUGCACUCUCAUAAUGACUACUGGAGAGAUGAGCCUUUCUAUACCGGUUUGUCCAAGGGCUGCACAUCCACCGAGGCUGAUGUUUGGCUGUAUAACGGCACCCUUUUCGUUGGACAUGAUCAAUCUGCCCUAACGAAGGAGCGGACACUCGAGGCCCUCUACAUCAACCCGAUUCUGGACGUUUUAGAACGUCAAAAUCCCGUUAGUCCAUUUGUAACGGAACCUACCAAGAACGGUGUCUGGGAUACUACCCCCGAUCAGACACUUUACUUAUUCAUCGACGUGAAGACUUCCGGUGUCGAAACCUUCGAGGCCGUUAUUGAAGCUCUGGCACCCCUUCGGGAGAAGGGCUAUCUAACCACUCUCAAGGGUGGUCGAACCAUCACCAAGGGCCCCGUCACCAUUAUAGGCACAGGUGAGACCCCACUGGACAUGGUUGCGCCUGUCGAGGACCGGGACUACUUCUUUGAUGGACCCCUUGACAAGCUCAACGAUACCAAGUAUGAAGACAUCACGGGAUUGAUUUCCCCCAUCGCCUCUACGGACUUCGCGGCCGCAGUGGGCAAAAUCACCUCUGACACUGAUCCGAUCCUCUCCGAGGGCCAACUCAAGGCACUCCGUGAUCAGAUUGCCACGGCUAGGGAGCGCGGUAUUGGUGCGAGAUACUGGAACACGCCUGUCUGGCCCAUACGCCAGCGUAAUCUCGUUUGGAGGACGCUUUUGCGCGAGGGGGUUACCCUACUCAAUGCGGAUGAUCUUGACGCAGUGACGAAAGAAUUCUGA